AUGGCUGCUAUGGAUAUGCUCACAGGCGAUCAGGUCCGCCGUCUCGUAGCACUCCUCUACUACUUGUGGGUGGCAAGAAACGAAGCCAUGUGGGAGGGGGCAUUGAGGAGGCCGGUAGUGGUCUCGAAUCGAGCAGUCUCGGCGGAGGCAGCCUACACAGCAGUCCACACUCAUGCAACUCGGGCAGCGCCCACUGCCGCGGUGCCGGUUGCGGCCGGUCGGCUGAAAUGCCACUUCGACGCCGGGUACGAUCCGGCAUCCGGCCAGGCAACGUACGUCGCUGUUUUGAUCGAUCACGAUGGCAUGUUCAAAGUUGCGGCCAACGGGAAGCUCCCAGGGUGUUUUUCGCCUCUCAUGGCGGAGGCGUUGGCGUGCAAAGAAGUAUUGUCGUGGCUUAAAAACCGAAACGAGGUUGAGGUGGAUGUUCUGACGGAUUGUCUUGUAUUGAAGAAUGUUGUUUGCUCAGUAUCUACGCCGAAUUUAUCUUACGUUGGAAUCGUGGUAGAUCAAUGUAAGGCAGCUAUCAGUAGUUUUGAUUAUUGUUCGCCCAGUUUUAUUACUAGAACGCAUAAUUUACAUGCGUAUUCACUAGCUAGAUUAGCUUAUGAUCAGGAUCACUCUAUGUAUUAG
Ipomoea nil (Japanese morning glory) is the source of this 630-nucleotide messenger RNA. RefSeq lists its product as uncharacterized. The transcript has a single exon. Bases 1 to 630 code for a protein of 209 amino acids. Lineage: Eukaryota; Viridiplantae; Streptophyta; Magnoliopsida; Solanales; Convolvulaceae. The record is from RefSeq and is a predicted model, not a curated record. Gene Ontology annotation, molecular function: RNA-DNA hybrid ribonuclease activity; nucleic acid binding.